Messenger RNA from Juglans regia (Persian walnut), 1241 nucleotides. RefSeq names its product loganic acid O-methyltransferase-like. NCBI's taxonomy places the organism in Eukaryota, Viridiplantae, Streptophyta, Magnoliopsida, Fagales, Juglandaceae. The transcript is spliced from 3 exons. Gene Ontology annotation, molecular function: S-adenosylmethionine-dependent methyltransferase activity. The record is from RefSeq and is a predicted model, not a curated record. Bases 44 to 1147 code for a protein of 367 amino acids. Gene Ontology annotation, biological process: methylation.
CAGAGAAUCUCAUAGGGAAAGAAAGAGUAGGCGAUCGGAAGAGAUGAGCAGUAGCACAGAAAUUAGAUCAGUGCCGGAAUCUUAUCCAAUGAAUACCGGAGACGCUGCCUACAUUAACGCCAAAAGCUCAGAUUUCAAGAAAGAAGCUCAGAAAGAAUCUAUGAAUGUCGCAAAGGUAAUGAUCGAUGAUGCAAUUGCAGAGAAGCUUGAUGUAAAGAAGUUUUCCUUUACUUCAAAAAGCACAUUUCGUAUAGCAGAUUUAGGAUGUUCAGCUGGACCAAACACUUUCCAUGUCAUGCAAAAUAUAAUAGAUGCUGUGCAGCACAAGUACCAAUCUCAAGGUCUUACUUCUCAUACACCAGAGUUCCAGGUGUUUUUCAAUGACAUUCCAUCCAACAAUUUCAAUACCCUCUUUACUACUCUUCCACCUGAAAGGCCAUAUUUUGCGGCCGGAGUGCCGGGGUCUUUCCACGGCCGGUUAUUCCCCGAAUCCUCUCUUCACUUUGUUCAUUCCUUUUACGCACUCCAAUUGCUCUCUGAGGUGCCAAAAGAGUUGCUAAACAAGAACUCUCCGGCAUGGAACAAGGGGAGGAUUAGCUAUACUUGUGCCCAAGAUGAAGUAGCUCAUGCUUAUGCAGCCCAAUUUGCAGAGGAUAUGGCAACCUUUUUUGAUGCUAGAGCUAAAGAGCUUGCUGUGGAUGGAAUAAUGGUGCUUAUCAUGCCAGCUAUCCCAAAUGUGGGCCAAUCCAGUGCACACGGAUUGAUGUCUGAUUGCCUGGGGUCCAGCCUCAUGGAUAUGGCAAAGGAGGGAUUAAUAAGUGAAGAACAGGUGGACUUGUUCAACUUGCCUUUCUAUAUUACCUCGCCCAAGGAAAUGAAAGAGAUUGUGGAAAGAAAUGGGUGUUUUAGAAUUGAGAAAAUGAAGAUACAAAACCCUCGAUCAGGAAUUGAUGCCCCAAUUAGUGGGCAGUCAUGCAUGAUGCAAAGAAGAGCUGGCCUGGAGGGUAUGAUCAGUAAACAUUUUGGAGCUGAGAUUGUUGAUGAUUUGUUCUAUCGAUUCUCUAAGAAAAUUGACGAGGUUUCCGACCUGUUGGAGUCCCAAUUCCAGGCAGGAACUCAGCUUUCUAUUGUUUUAAAACGCAUCUAAUGCCAGCUUUUUAAGUAGAGAUAAGAGUUACUCCCAGUCCCAAGUCUCGCAAACUUGUUUCUGUAUCUCUCUCAAAACACUACUGAUCAUUUGA